Molecule: messenger RNA, 1157 nt
Organism: Scheffersomyces amazonensis
Lineage: Eukaryota; Fungi; Ascomycota; Pichiomycetes; Serinales; Debaryomycetaceae
Exons: 1
Coding region: 47-1117 (356 amino acids)
Biological process (GO): positive regulation of pseudohyphal growth by positive regulation of transcription from RNA polymerase II promoter; chromatin remodeling
Cellular component (GO): nuclear chromosome; RSC-type complex; nucleus
Molecular function (GO): transcription coregulator activity
Source: RefSeq, a predicted model, not a curated record
CAAAUAGUAGAUUAUCAAUCAUUCCAUUAAAUAGAUAGAGCUGAAGAUGUCGUCUUUGAAUUACGAUACUUCGUCCUUCUAUGUACAAGGGCUAGCCACCAGCUUUGCAAAGAGAUUACUAGAUGAACAGGACAAUUCUUUACUUUUAAAUAUAGCUCCUGUUGGUAGGCAAGCAAAGCGUAACGCACAACAGAUCAACUAUUCUGAAGAUUACGUGGAUGACUUUGAUUUUGAAGAUACUCCUUCUGCACCUAAACAGUCCAACUCGAACAGUCAACAACAAUCCAACGCACAAAGACUCACACCUGCUAGACCCACUCCUUCAUUAAAGAAUUUGGAUAAUGAACAAAAGUUAGUAGAAUUAGUAAACAAACCUGAAGUUCUUGUUCCUAUAAAGAUAUUGUUAGAAAAUCCCAAUUCAACUCACAAAUUAGUGGAUUCUUUCUUGUGGAACUUGAAUGAACUGUUAAUAACGCCACAAGAGUUUGCAGACAUUGUUUGUAAUGAUUUGGAAUUACCCAACUCUAUGCAACUGCAAAUUACCGAGUCUAUAAUUCAACAAAUUGAAGAAUUCAGUUAUGCAUCUAACUUACAGCUUCCUAGUGAUGCUCCAUCUGUCGUUAUAAUAGACUUAUCAGUUAACUUAAACAAAUACCUUUAUCAAGAUAGAUUUGAAUGGGACUUAAAUCAAAAGGACAUAACUCCAGAACAAUUUGCACUGAUUGUAGUAGAUGAUUUGGGAUUAGAUUUAGAAUUCAAGCCGGCUAUUUCUCAAGCACUUCAUGAAAUCAUUCUCAGAGUCAAGAAAGAAAUUGUAGAUGGAUCUUAUAAUAGUGAAUUCCAACAUUUACACCUUACAAGAGGAUUGAAUUUUGAAUGUGGAAUUAGAAUUUUUACUGAAAAUAGUAUUCAAAAUGGAACUGAUCAUUGGGAACCAAUAGUUGAAGUAUUGACUCCAAGUGAAAUAGAAAGAAGAGAAAAUGAAAGAAUUAGAAACUUGAGAAGAUUGAAGAGAGAAAAUAUGAAGAGAGAUUAUGAUGAUAUUGGAAGUAAGAGACGUCAACUUAUGGGUAGAAGAAGAUUUGAUGAGUUAGAAGGUACAUGGAGAAACUAUUAAUACAUAAAUAUGUAUAAGUGUAAUAUAGAAUUUUGUCAAA